AUGGCUCAAGUCCAGACAGCUUUGGAUUCAGUGACUGGCGCCGUGGCGAGCAAUUCGCUGGGCUACACAUUGACUCAUGAACACCUUUCGUUGGAUUUGAAUAGCUUCCACUGCGAUCCGCCUCAGCCACUGGCCAGCAUCCUUAAGCAGCCAAGGAUCACGCUUGAGAACCUUGGAUACAUUCGUCAGUAUCCUUACUCCAACAUCUACAAUCUUUCCCUUCACGAUGAGGACGCACAGCUGGCAGUCAGGAAGGAUUUGGAGGCUUUCAAGCGCUUCGGAGGCGGAACAAUCGUGGAUAAUACUUGUCAUGGGCUUGGCCGCAAUCUUGGACGGAUGCACGACAUUUCCGUGGCGACUGGAGUGAAGAUUGUGGCAGGAACUGGACAUUAUUUGGCGGCUAAGCAAACUGCCUCAACGCUGGCGAUGACUGUGGAGCAGAUGACGGAUUUGUACUCCAAGGAAAUCAUCUCCGGCGUGGACGUCAAUCCCAGCCUUAAUAUCAAGUGUGGCUUCAUUGGCGAAGUGGCCAGCGGAUGGCCUCUUCACGAUUUCGAGAAGAAAGCCAUCAAGGCAACUGGAGAGAUUCAAGAAGUCAUCGGAUGCGGAGUUUCCUUCCAUCCGGGAUUCAACGAAGAAGCUCCCUUCGAGAUUGUCCGCUUGUAUCUUGAGGCAGGAGGAAAAGCCUCCAAAUGCGUUAUGUCUCAUCUGGAUCUUGCGUUCGUUUCUGAUGAGAAACUGUUGGAAUUUGCAACUCUGGGGAUUUUCACGCAGUUUGACUUCUUCGGCUUCGAGUGUUCUUACUUCCAAUAUGAUCCGCACGUCGACAUGAUCUCUGAUGCCCAGAGAAUCGCCAAAGUCCUUAAGCUGGUCGCUGAAGGACGUGAAAAUCAGGUGUUGAUGUCCCAAGAUAUUCACACAAAGCAUCGUUUGAUUUCCUUCGGCGGUCAUGGAUUCUCCCACAUCCUGAACAACAUCCUGCCCAGGCUCAACGUGCGCGGAUUGUCGCUCGAGCAGAUCGAUCGUAUCACCAUCGAGAAUCCCAGUCUUUGGCUUCAGGGCAAGUUCUGA
Molecule: messenger RNA, 1071 nt
Organism: Phlebotomus argentipes
Lineage: Eukaryota; Metazoa; Arthropoda; Insecta; Diptera; Psychodidae
Product: phosphotriesterase-related protein-like
Exons: 5
Coding region: 1-1071 (356 amino acids)
Biological process (GO): catabolic process
Molecular function (GO): zinc ion binding; hydrolase activity, acting on ester bonds
Source: RefSeq, a predicted model, not a curated record